UACUGCCCCAGAAUGAAGACUGUACCUGCUCAAGCAAACACUAGCAAUAAUGACAUGUGCAUGCAGAACAAUAAGGAAACUAAUGAUACGGUAUUAUAUGAGUCACCAGUCCUAACAAGUUGAUCGAAGUGUCAGACAGCACUGUUAACUUUCUGAAUACGUAUUCGGGUAACAGUUAUUGAUGAGGAAUUAUGGCGAACUGUAACAGUUGUUGAUGGUGAUACUCCGUACACAUUGCAAGAUCAGGCCGAUGUACCAAACUACUACUGUGGAGCUGGCCCUUGCCGACCAAAAUAUCUCCAAGUUUUUGCAAAUACCAAAUUCUUCACAAUGAUUCUUUGUGUGUUUGCAUUAACAGAACAAGCUUUAAUCAGCGGUUUCCAGCCGGUUGUCAUCUCCAGUCUUGAGAGGCGCUACCGAUUCUCCAGCCUUGCUGCCAGUAUCAUUGUGUCUGUGUUCGAUAUCGGUGUGGUUAUCUGUGGCGUCUUAGUCAGCUACUUUGGAGAGAAGGGACACAAACCAAAGAUUUUAGGCAUCUCGUUCAUCAUUCAGGGCGUUGGCUCUCUGCUGUUUGCUCUACCUCACUUCUUAUUUGGAAAGUACCAAGUUGGAACAGAUGCCCAGUUAACCUUCGAAGCUUGUAAUGACACGAUUGCAGCUGUAUCCAGCUGUGAUUCUGGAAACAGUAUUGCAUAUGCUAUUUUUAUCAUUGCUAACCUUAUAAUGGGAAUAGGAGCUGCUUCUCUAUUCACUGUGGGCAUAUCUUACAUCGAUGAUAUUGUGUAUCCCAAGUGGGUCUCUCUACAUGUAGGAGCCUUUCAAGUUUGCACCAUCAUAGGCCCGGCCUUUGGGUUCGGAUUGGGCUCUGCAUUCCUCACAAUAUAUGUGGACCCUGGUGAGCCUACUACCCUCACAGAAGAGGAUCCUGGUUGGGUAGGGGCCUGGUGGCUCUGUUUUAUCGUGAUCGGAAUUGUGUCAAUCAUCGGAUCGAUCCCGUUUUUCUUUUUCCCCCGUUUUCUCAGUAACAGUCACCUUGUUAAGGCAGAGAGGCUAAAGCAGAUGACAGGAACGUACAAAGGGAAGUUUGGAGAUGAGUCUACCUUGCUAAAGCAAGUCAAAGCGUUUCCGUUCCAUUUGUGGGGAUUGCUUCAGAGCAAGAGCUGGUUUUUCCUUACAGUGGCUGUUACAGUUUUGUUUCUUGGUCUGGACGGUCUAAUCUCGUUUGCCCCUAAGUAUUUGGAGACAGUAUAUCAAGUUCCCGCUUCCACUGCUGGACUACUCAUUGGAGCAGUGGCAAUACUGGCUGGUGCCAGUGGAGCACUGACUGGAGCAUUGCUUGUGUACUGUGUCAAGAUUGGCAAGAGGAUGGCCAUCAUACUGUGGGUGCCAUCAUUCCUAGCUCUUAUUCCUCUCACUGGCUUCUUAUUUGUUUGCCCCAAUGUGAAUAUUGCUGGAAUCAACACAGACUAUUUCAACAACUCUAUACAAGAUCCUGGAGAUGUACUACUAGCCUCGUGCAAUGCUGACUGCAACUGUUCCUCCACCAUCUUUGAGCCAGUCUGUGGAGCUGAUGGAGUGUCCUAUUUUUCUCCGUGCAGAGCUUCGUGCUCAAAACUUACAACUGAUGUUCUAAACCCAGAGUUUGUGGAUUGUGGUUGUUUCGAUACAAACGUGACUGCUACCAAUAAAACUGCUAAGGCUGGCCUUUGUGGACAGGAUUGCAAUCUACUGGCCGCCUUCCUCGUGUCAGUGACUGUGUUUGUGUUCUUGAUAUUCAUGCUUGAAGUUCCGACUCUUCUGGUAACAAUAAGAGGUGUUGCUGAUGAACAGCGGUCUCUUGCCCUUGGUGUCUCCUCAGUCAUAUUCCGAGUCUUUGGUUCCAUUCCUGGUCCGAUUAUCUUCGGUGCAAUCGUAGAUUCUGGAUGCACGUACUGGCAAACAGAGUGUGGUCGUCGUGCCAACUGCUGGGUGUACGACAAUUAUCUUCUGAGCACGAGAGCAUUUUCGUUUUGUUUUGCUUGUGUUUUGAUUUGUGGAAUAUCAACAUUCUUAGUGUGGGUGUUCUACCCACCAGUGACCACAUGUUGUAGAGGCAGCACUAAAACUGAAGAGGAGAUGCAGCAAUACUCUCAGAACAAUCAUGGAGUUGUCGCAGUAUCCAACCCAAACUUUGAGAACAGCAAAGAUUCAUAGGCAGCUCGUAUUCUGUACAUCUUGCUAUUAAUCGUCAACAAAUUAUAGGAGAGUUGAGGGAGGGCCUUUCAGUGCAUUUAUUAUGAUGUGAUAAUUAUAUUGAACUUGAAAA
Halichondria panicea is the source of this 2305-nucleotide messenger RNA. Its product is annotated as solute carrier organic anion transporter family member 4A1-like. Gene Ontology annotation, molecular function: protein binding. The record is from RefSeq and is a predicted model, not a curated record. Bases 331 to 2193 code for a protein of 620 amino acids. Lineage: Eukaryota; Metazoa; Porifera; Demospongiae; Suberitida; Halichondriidae. Gene Ontology annotation, biological process: transmembrane transport; sodium-independent organic anion transport. The transcript is spliced from 8 exons. Gene Ontology annotation, cellular component: plasma membrane.